This is a messenger RNA of Elaeis guineensis (African oil palm), 897 nucleotides long. Its product is annotated as patatin-like protein 2. Gene Ontology annotation, molecular function: monoacylglycerol lipase activity; glycerophospholipase activity. Gene Ontology annotation, biological process: lipid metabolic process. The record is from RefSeq and is a predicted model, not a curated record. Lineage: Eukaryota; Viridiplantae; Streptophyta; Magnoliopsida; Arecales; Arecaceae.
AUGUGGAACCACUUCAGAAAGCUCUCCAACAAGAGGAGCCCUACUGCCUUCGACGGCAGGGGUUUGGAUGCCGUGGGGUCACCCACCAGUGAUCUCAUAGUCAUAUGGAGCAGCACCCAGCCCUCAGAGUCAGCAGUGUGCAGUUUUUUGGACCAUACAACCGAUCUCAGUGAAUGGCUAGCAAGACUGAAAAACCUUGCAAACCCUCCACCUUGUAAGGGAAGGCUGGUCACCAUUCUUAGCAUCGAUGGCGGCGGUGUAAGAGGCAUAGUCCCGGGAAUCAUCCUCGCGUUCCUUGAAUCAAAACUCCUAGAGCUUGAUGGAGAGGAUGCAAGGAUAGCAGACUACUUUGAUGCCGUUGCUGGAACAAGCACAGGAGGACUGGUCACCGCAAUGCUUACAGCUCCCGAUAAGAAUAAUCGCCCACUCUUUGCCGCAAAAGAUAUCAACGAGUUCUAUUUAGAGAACUGCCCUAAGAUUUUUCCUCAAAAGACUGGGAUUUUCUCCUCAAUGUUUAAUUUGUUUACUGCAGUAAGAGGACCUAAAUACAAUGGGAAGUAUCCGCACAAAAAAAUACAAGAAUUACUGGGUGAAACAAGGGUUCAUCAAGCUCUAACUAACAUAGUUAUUCCAACUUUUGAUAUUAAGCUUCUUCAGCCUACUAUCUUUUCCACCUUUGAGGCAAGACAUGCACCUUUGAAAGAUCUUCUUCUGUCUGACGUAUGCAUUAGCACAUCUGCAGCUCCAACCUAUCUUCCUGCCCACUACUUUGAAACAAAAGAUGCCCAUGGAAGCAAACGAAGCUUUAAUCUUGUCGACGGAGGGGUUGCAGCAAAUAAUCCUACAUUAGCAGCGAUGAGCCUAAUUACAAAGGAGAUCCAUAUGAAAAAUAAAGAU